This is a messenger RNA of Rosa chinensis, 3542 nucleotides long. RefSeq names its product disease resistance protein RPV1-like. The transcript is spliced from 7 exons. The coding region runs from base 34 to 3081 and encodes 1015 amino acids. The record is from RefSeq and is a predicted model, not a curated record. Gene Ontology annotation, biological process: defense response; signal transduction. Gene Ontology annotation, molecular function: ADP binding. Lineage: Eukaryota; Viridiplantae; Streptophyta; Magnoliopsida; Rosales; Rosaceae.
AUACCAUACCCAACUCUUUCAAAACGCAGUAAUAUGACCACGCAAUUUGGGGCCUCUUCCUCUUCCUCUUCCUCUUUUUCCACUACCCAAUCAUGGACACAUGAUGUUUUUCUGAGUUUUAGAGGUGAGGAUACACGUAACAACUUCAUAGGCCAUUUGCACAAUAAUCUAGUUCAAAAAGGAAUUAAACCCUUCAGAGAUGAUGAUGGGCUCAAAAGAGGAGAAGAUAUAUCACCCGCUCUUCUUAGAGCAAUUGAAGAGUCAAAAAUUUCUGUUAUUGUGUUCUCUGAAAACUAUGCUUCCUCGAAGUGGUGUUUGGAAGAACUGGCGAAGAUUAUUCAAUGCAAAGAAUCAAAGCAACAAAUGGUAUACCCUGUUUUUUACAAGGUAGAUCCAUCGGAUGUUCGAAACCAACGCGGUAGUUUUGGUCAAGCACUUGCUCACCAUGAUAACUGGGAGAAGGUGGUGAGAUGGAAGAAGGCUCUUACAAAAGCAGGAAAUUUGUCAGGGUGGCAUCUAGCAGACGGAGGGCAUGAAUCUGAUUUUAUUCUUAAAAUUGUUGAAGAGAUUUCGCAGCAAGUAUUAAAUCGUUCAUUUUUAAAUGUGGACAAGUACUUGGUUGGAAUAGAAUCUCGUGUAGAAGAUGUGUAUAAACUUUUAAGUAUUGGAGAAAAUGAUGUACAAAUGGUAGGGAUAUGGGGCAUUGGUGGAUUAGGUAAGACAACAAUUGCUAAAGCUGUAUAUAAUUUGAUUGCCCAUAAAUUUGAAGGUAGCUGCUUUAUGGAAAAUGUUAGAGAAAGAUCAAGCAUGUAUGGAGGCUUAGUCAUAUUACAAAAGUUCCUUCUUUCUAACACUCUAGGAUUGAAAGAAUUGAACGUAAGUAGUGUUGAUGAAGGAGUGACUGUGAUCAAAGAAAGGUUGAGCCAUAAAAGGGUCCUCUUAAUUCUUGAUGAUGUGAGUGCUUUGGAUCAGUUAAACUAUUUGGUUGGAAAACCUGCUUGGUUUGGUUCUGGUAGUAGAAUAAUUAUAACUACAAGAGAUAAACACUGGCUCACGGUUUAUGAUGUUAAUCAAAUAUACGAGGUAGAGAAGUUAAGUCAUCAUGAAGCUUUAGAGUUUUUCAUUUUUAAUGCCUUCAAAGAAAAUAGACUUCUGCCCGAAUUUAGUGAACUCAUAAAUAAGGUGAUACUUUAUGCUCAAGGGCUUCCAUUGGUUUUGCAAGUUUUAGGUUCAUAUCUACGUGGUAGAAGUAUAAAGAUGUGGGAGGACGUAUUAGACUAUUGCAAAAGAAAUCCUAAGCUUCAAGAAUUUCUCAAAAUAAGCUAUGAUUCACUGGAACCUUUGGUAAAAGAAGUCUUCCUUCAUAUUGCAUGUUUCUUUAAAGGUAAAGAAUAUAGCUAUGUGAUGGAUAUACUAGAAGGUUGUGACCUCCCUAAAUAUGGUAUUGAAGUACUUAAAGAAAAAGCCCUCAUAAGGAUUACUGAAUCAAAUGAGAUAUGGAUGCAUGACCUACUGGAAGAAAUGGGCAAAGAGAUAGUUUGUCAAGAGUCCCAAGAGCCUGGUGAGCGUAGCAGAUUAUGGCUUUAUGAGGAUGUAUAUCAUGUUUUUGCUCAAAACACUGGAACAAAUAAAAUUAAAGGAAUCAUGGUUAAGGGUGGUUUGCAAAAACAGAUAUGCUUGAGUAUUGAUAGCUUCUCAAAGUUGAAAAAUCUUCAAAUUUUCAUAAUCUCGAGUGAUAUAUUUGUUGGAGAUUAUGUGGAGUAUCUCUCAAACGAAUUGAGGAUCCUUGAUUGGACAUGGUCUCCACUAUCAUCUUUUCCAUCUAGCUUUUAUCCUAAGAAACUUGUUCUGCUGAAGAUGCACAAGAGCCGAACAAUACCAUUUGGGAAGGCACGGAAGAUGCUUUUUGGACUCGAGAUGCCCUGGAGUUCCAACUCACCAUUGGGAAAUGGACUAAAGAUUAUGCAACAUAUGACAUCUAUCGAUGUUUCAUAUAGUUCGGCUCUAACAAGGAUUCAUGACUUCUCUAUAUUCCCAAACUUAGUGAAGUUGGAUCUAACGGACUGUGUAAAUUUAGUUGAAGUAGAUCCUUCAGUUGGAUUUCUUAAGCAUCUUGUUUCUUUGAGGCUUUGUGGGUGCCGAGGACUUCGGAAAUUUGAAAUUGCUGGAGAGAUGAAAUCCUUAAAAUACCUGGAUUUAGGGUGGACUGGCAUCAAAGAGUUAUCUAUAUCAAUUGGAUGCCUCCCUAAUCUUGAAAGUUUAACUUUAACAGGAUGCUCUGCAUUGAGCAGAGUUUCAAAAUUGUCAAACAUUUUGGAAGGCAAAGAGUCAAAAAUGACUCCUCGGAUGAACUUGUCUCAUUGCUAUCUGCUGUGCUUCUAUCUGCCUCGUCAGUUUGCAAAGUUGAAGAAAAUGAAUAUACCGGAGGAUAUUUCAGAGGUAACGGCUCUAAUGUCUAUAUUUCUCUCAUGCUGGCAAUCUGAAUUCCAUGUUGAGUUUCCCGGAAGUGAAAUUCCGGAGUGGUUUACCUGCCGCAAGGUUUUUGAGAGGUUUCCCUGGCCUAAAGGUGUUGACAACAAAGGACUUCAAGUAUACGACUUGAGAAUUGAAUUUCCUCGAAACUUCAAGUGGGAGAACAAGGGAGGAUUGGCUUUCUGUGCUCAAGGUGGUGUUUUCAUGUUUGGAGGUUCGGUUUUCAGGUUCUUCGCAAUCUACAUUAACGGUGUGUGUAUCAUUGAAGAAUCCGAACCGUUGAAAGACCCUUGGUGGGGGUUAUCGCCUGAUCAUGUGUGGAUGUACUAUGCUCCGUUUGAUACAAUAAUUAAACGGCUCAGUGAGACCGGCUUACCACCACCUUCCACUUCCAUUUGUGAGGUUAAUUUUGAAUUUGAAUAUCAAACCAUCAAAACUAUCGCUGUUCCGGCCGAACACAGUCACCUGAAGGGAAGCUGCGGGAUCCACCUAGUAAUGCCAGAGGUUGAAGAUGAAGGCGGAUUUGGCAAGACCAGGUUGGACGACAUGAUGCAUGGGUUUGAACUUGCUUGUGAAGCUGCUGCCUUUGAACGACUUCUUGUGAAUUAAGACUCCAAUCUUCUGAAUAAAAUUCACAGGAAGGACCGAGUUCUGGAUGGAUCGAUGCUCUUCAUUCAAUUUAACAGAGGAGGACGUUUUAGUCUUUGAGAUACUACGAUUGCGGUUUCGCAUCAUACAUGUGACUUGGACUUAGUUCAUUGAUGGUUGAAGCUAGCUGCGCUGGAAGGGCUGUAUUGGCGAUUUGCCGUUGUUCCAUCCCUUCUCCAUGAGGGGCCUCCAGACUGCAACCAUAAGUUAGUUAUCGAGUUGCACAAGUUAAUGGCUUUCAACAUUUUGCUUCAUUCCCUGUGUACAUGCAUAUUUUGUGGUAUAAGCUACAAACUUGCAAUCCCUUUUGAUGAAAAUGUUUUCAAUAUUAAAUCCUUUCUUUUUUUCUUGAGAAGGAGGAAUAUUAAAUCCUUUCUUUGUAGAGAGUAAAAACAUUUCAAUUGAAAACAAAACGAAAUACA